Molecule: messenger RNA, 6015 nt
Organism: Eublepharis macularius
Lineage: Eukaryota; Metazoa; Chordata; Lepidosauria; Squamata; Eublepharidae
Gene: PIAS1
Product: protein inhibitor of activated STAT 1
Exons: 14
Coding region: 1-2058 (685 amino acids)
Biological process (GO): protein sumoylation; regulation of transcription by RNA polymerase II
Molecular function (GO): SUMO ligase activity; transcription coregulator activity; zinc ion binding
Source: RefSeq, a predicted model, not a curated record
AUGGCGGCCGCGCGCCGUGGAUUCAAACGCAACGUGCGGGGCGGGGACGGGGGGCGGCGGCUUCCCGGCGGGGUUCACUGCGCCUGCGCCCCGCGAAUCAAGAUGGCGGACAGUGCGGAACUAAAGCAAAUGGUGAUGAGCCUCCGAGUUUCGGAGCUACAAGUGCUGCUGGGAUACGCGGGAAGGAACAAGCACGGUCGCAAACACGAACUCCUUACAAAAGCCCUGCAUUUGCUCAAGGCUGGCUGCAGUCCUGCUGUCCAAAUGAAAAUCAAGGAACUGUACAGGCGCCGCUUCCCUCAGAAGAUCAUGACUUCUGCAGACCUGUCCAUCCCCUCCGUUCAUUCGAGUUCCAUGCCAGCCGCUUUGUCGCCCUCUGCCAUUCCACAGCUCGGUUACGACGGCCACCCUGCGACGUCUCCAUUGCUUCCCGUUUCUCUCCUGGGACCUAAACAUGAACUGGAACUGCCCCACCUUACCUCAGCACUCCACCCCGUCCAUCCAGACAUAAAGCUUCAGAAGUUACCCUUUUACGACUUGCUGGAUGAAUUGAUAAAGCCAACCAGUCUAGCAUCAGAUAACAGCCAGCGGUUUCGAGAAACCUGCUUUGCGUUUGCCCUCACACCACAGCAAGUGCAGCAGAUCAGCAGUUCCAUGGACAUUUCUGGAACCAAAUGUGACUUCACCGUGCAGGUCCAACUGAGGUUUUGCUUAUCUGAAACCAGUUGCCCACAGGAAGAUCAUUUCCCACCAAAUCUUUGCGUGAAAGUUAACGGGAAACCAUGUAGCUUACCCGGCUAUCUCCCACCAACCAAAAAUGGGGUUGAACCAAAGCGACCCAGCAGACCAAUCAAUAUCACCUCACUCGUGCGGCUCUCCACGACGGUACCAAACACAAUCAUUGUCUCGUGGACUGCAGAAAUAGGAAGGAAUUAUUCUAUGGCAGUCUACCUUGUAAAACAGCUGUCUUCUACAGUGUUGCUGCAGAGAUUACGAGCAAAAGGCAUAAGGAAUCCUGACCAUUCAAGAGCACUAAUCAAAGAAAAACUGACAGCUGAUCCCGACAGCGAAAUAGCAACAACCAGUUUGAGAGUCUCUCUUCUAUGUCCACUUGGUAAAAUGCGGCUGGCGAUACCUUGCAGGUCCCUGACCUGUUCACACCUGCAAUGUUUUGAUGCAACUUUGUAUAUUCAAAUGAAUGAGAAGAAGCCCACAUGGGUCUGCCCUGUGUGUGAUAAGAAGGCCCCCUACGAACACCUCAUAAUUGACGGGUUGUUCAUGGAAAUCUUGAAGUAUUGCACAGAUUGUGAUGAAAUUCAGUUCAAAGAAGAUGGUUCGUGGGCACCUAUGAGAUCAAAAAAAGAGACCCAAGAGGUGAUGUCAUCUUUUAACGGAGUGGAAGGCUGUUUAAGUUCUUCUGUGGACCAUCAAGUGUCUUCGCAUCAGCAGUCAAACAAGAAUAAGAAAGUCGAGGUGAUUGACUUAACCAUUGACAGCUCUUCUGAGGAAGAGGAGGAAGAACCGUCUGUCAAGAGGAACUGCCCUUCCCUGUCCCCUGCAUCACCCAUUAACAACAAGAGCAUUUUAAGUCUCCAGCACCAAGCAUCUCCUGUUUCAAGAACUCCAAGCCUUCCAGCGGUGGACACCAGCUAUAUAAACACCUCACUUAUACAAGAGUACAGGCACCCGUUUCAUAUGACACCCAUGCCUUAUGACCUCCAAGGGUUGGACUUCUUUCCUUUCUUGUCAGGAGACAAUCAGCAUUACAGCACUUCACUUCUAGCUGCUGCGGCUGCAGCCGUGUCUGCCUCCGAUGAUCAAGAACUCUUGCACUCGCGUUUUUUCUCCUACCCUUCAUCCCAGAUGUUUCUGGAUCAGCUAAAUGCAGGAGGGAGCGCCACGCUCCCGGCUACGAAUGGCAGUAACAGCGGUAGCAACAGCAGUCUCGUGUCCUCCAACAGCCUCCGGGAGAACCACGGCCACCCUGUUGCCAACCGAAGCAGCACAGAGCCCACAUCACUCUUUGGUGUCAUGCCAGACAUUAUCUCCUUGGACUGAGUUCUGCUGAAAUGGCUCUGGACUUGCUAGAGGAAAGAUUUUGGGCUUCGUUUUACCUUAUUUUUUGUUUAGAAAUGCAGAUAAGCUUUUCCUUUUUGUAGGGAAAAAUAUUAAGACAUGUACAGAGAACAAAAAACUAUAUUUUCAGUUGUACUUUUGUAUAUAAACAGAAGAUGGUUUGACUGGUAAAAGAAACAAAAAAAAAUUAACAAAAACUCCCAACCUAGUUUUUUGGAUACAGAAGAUUUUACGCCCCCCCUGUUUGUCUGGAGUGUUCAUUUUCUUUUUAAAGUUUUGACCUUUAACCGCAUAACCUUUUAUUUCUUUACAGUGAUACUAAUGGAAAAGAAAUGGAGUGUUUUGAAGUUUUGAACCUGUAGGGGGACUUUUAGUUCCGAAGAAAACAGAUGGCACCCAAGAUACUAGAAGGAACUGCUCCCCCCUUAGGGCACAAUCUGUUGGGAAUGUUUUUCCACACAAACCUCAUUGGAAAGAAUGAGUCUCGUGCCCGUAGAUUGGCUCUUCUCUUGUUUCUGCUGUAAUUUAAACGCAAAUUGAAUUCUUCUAUUUAUAUAAAUUACACUCUCCAUCCUCCACCCCAGCGUUCUCUGCUGGAUGUUGCUUUUCAGAAUGUUUGUUUUCUAGUUCUGAAAGUUAGUGCAGAACCGUCAUAUUUUUCUUCAUUGGACUUCCUCCUGUUAGAGUACUAUCUGGUUCUUUUCCUAGGUCAGACGUGCCAGCUCUCUUUGCCGUUAGGGAUCCCUUAAUGAGACAAAGGCGUUGAUGAACCUUUCCGGUGGUCUUUCAACUUUUUUAUAUUAAAGAUUCCCUUCCAAAGGUGGUCCAACAAUUGUCAAAUGUUUAAACUAACUAUCUUCCUUCCCUGGGAUUUUUGAAAAUUACUUAGUUAAUUUCUUCCUGUUUUCUCUUUUUUAAUUGUAAUGGAUCAGAAUAAGCCAAUAACCAAAACCAAAAAGAAAUAAUGUGAUUUCAGAUCAUUCUGUUUUGCAUCGAUUCUCUCAUCAAUAGUGCAUUAGCUUUCUUUCUGAAGGAUCUUAGAGCCUCAGGGUUCAAUCCCGUGCACCUUUGCUUGAGUGAAAGAUUUUUUUAAAGUUAGUGGGACUUGAUUUUGAGUAAGCAUGCAUAGAGUUGAGCAACACCAAAUGGAAACUCGUUUUUAAAAAAAAACACGAUUUGAAAAGUCCUUCCCUUUCUUGCUUCAAUUCUUGUGGAAUAUGGAAAUAUUUUUGGAUGAGUGUAAAUUCUUUCCACUGUGCCUGGCUUUGAAGUUUGUGAAUGCCUCUGCCAUUUUCUUCCUUUUAUUUUAUAGUUGAGCUGUGCAAGCUGUAUUUAAUUCCCCUUAAUGUUUGUGGGGACUUUCCUACCAUAAAAUAUGCAUGAUUUAGAAAAGUGUCUUUUCAAAGUGGCUGAUUAUUUAAACUGUCCCCUUUCUCGCUAAAUAUGAAUCCUGCAAGCGGACAUGAAAUUAUUUGUUUUUUAAGGGAAUCUUCCCAAUGAAAAACAGGAAAAGGAAAGUAUGGAAGAGCAAUUUUGAUAUAUCCCAGAGCCUUCAUUGGAGUGCACGUUUGCUUUCUGGUGUGAGAUUUUUUAAAUAGCUAGGUUUUAAAAUCUUGAGUUUACAGAGAGAUCAGAAAUUAAUUGGGAGGGAGGGAGAAGAAACCAGGCAGACUUUUUGUCCACCCAUUUGAUCAAAAUUGUGUCUGAUAGUUCUUUGAACCAUAGCUGGAAAAGGUGGCAUGUGUCUUUUUUUUUUCCGAAGCAAUCUUGCAUCAGAAUUUUGCAGUAAUAACCUCUUUUAUUCACAUUCAGUUUUUCGACAAAUUCAGAGAUCACAUACUUUUUUCAGUGCUUUUUUUGUAAAUGUAUCCCUUUUGCCACUUAAAAGCUGAGUUGAAUUUUGAAAAUAUUUGUUCAUAUGUAUAUGUGUGUGUGUAUAUAUGUAUUUAUAGAUCUGUGUGUAUGUGUGUCUGUCUGAUGCAUGUGUAUUCCAUUCAUGUUUGGCUGAUACUUUACCAUUGGCCAGUUUAUAAUUUAUUAAAUGUUAGUAAAAUUUAAAUAAAAGGGUAGAGAACAGGAAAUCCUUUCUGAGUUCAAUUUAGCUUGGUGGCAUCAAAACUUACUUUUUAAAAGCAAACAACCUGGCACAAAUAUAGUAUAGAACUUCAUUAGAGGUGUGACCCAGUUACGUGCCAAUUCAAAGGACCUGUGGAAAUACUGAAAAGCAAAAGUGUGUGUGUUUGAGAGAGGGAGAGAGACAAGAUAGCAACGUUGUUGAAAUGAGAAUGGUAGAAUUGUUCUCAUCAUAUCUGAGGCUUUGUACCUGCUGUUUCUGCUAAAUCUAUGGUAAAUCCAGAUAUUUUUUCUACCCACAGAAUGAGACAACCAAGGGAUGAUAUACUUUUGGCUGUAAUCGAGCGCUUUUAAAAUCUAUUUAACUGUAUUGCAAUGUAAGUGUGUAUAACUGCACACUGCGCUAUAGCCGUUGCAAGUUUUUUUUUCCAGUGGUACCAGCUGUUGUUGAGAUAGUUGUUUUGAUCUCUUGACCUUAUCCAAACCAAGUGUGAAGCUGACUGAAUAAGGACAGCCAAUAUUUUUGUGAGAUACGCCACAGUGAGGCUGCUAGCUCUCAAGUUUCUCCUUAGACAAGAAAUACUGUCACCACUGGAGGGCGCAUUUGCAAGGAAUAUUUACCUUCUGGAAAGAGAGAAGUUAACUCAUCAUCAAUGUUGGUCAGCCCAGAGCAGGGCCCUGAAAGCUAAGGCAUAGCCGGUUAGUGUUCACUUGUCUCCUCCUAAGUCUGUAAUAAUAAACUCAAGCAAGGAACUUUUGAGAUUCAUGAAGUGCUCUGUUUCUUGGGCUCCUUGACGGCAUAUUUACCCAGGGUAACACAAGAUCCUGGAAGAAGAGCCAGUUCUGCAGCCAACAACGGUAGCUAACAUUGCUUGGCAAAAUACUCAAUUUUGGUUUCAUCAGAAAUCCCAUGUAGCAUAACAUGUUGCUUAAACAAACACACACACAACCCACACACAAGUGUGUACAUUUGAUAUAUUGCCAAGUUUGUUUCCGUGUGACUUAUUUUGGAGUUUCUUUAUUUGGCCAGUUUUUGGGGGUCCUUAUUUACAACAGGGGAGUGUACGUGUGAGUGUUGCUUGUAUGUGUGUAUGUAUUUUGUACAGUCAGUUGCAUAGGUGUGGUAUGUAUACCCACAGAUGCAAGAUACUUGUAUAGCAGGGGGUAGAAUGACUUUUUUUUCAAUCACUUCUGUGGGCAUUACUGGGUACAUAGUUUUAAGAAUAACUAAAAGCAAAACCAAAAAUAAUACCUUCCUAAAACUCAAUCAAUUGUUGCACUGUCUAGCAGUAUUUUCAGAAUGGCAUUCCUAAGUCCCAAAGUCACUUCUUUACCUACUCAAAACACAGACCCAUAAGCCUCUGGAGAAUGUUAUUGCUGAUAGACCUUCCAUUGAAUUAAUUUGCUUUUUUCUUUUGGCGUGGUUACCUUUUUCACUACAUUAAACAUUUCAAUGUUUUUCAUAACGCUUUAUUGAAAGGGUUGUUUCUUCUUGUGUUCUUAUUUUCCUUCCAACGAGAGCUUAGAUUUCUACAGAGAGGCCCCGCUGUGUGCUGCUGUUAAUUGUUCAAAUUAACAAAAGGGAAAACAAUGUAUAUAUAAACAGAAAACUAUAAAGUUAUUCCAUAAGCAUAAAUCUGUGAUUCAUUGCCUUAAAACUUUCUCUUAGUUUUCCAUACAGCAUGCCAAACAAGUUUUAAAAAGUGGCUUUUAAAAGAAAUGUAUAGUAGAUCAAUGUCAGUUUGUAUAAAAGUACCAAGUGAAAAUAUUUAUUACAUGCAUUGGAAAAAAAUGGUUUACCCUAUUGAAUGUUACCUGUUUAUGUAAAACAUCUUUAGAUGUAAUAAAAAGCAUUAUUACAUUGUC